AUGUCUGUUGUCUUCAAAGUGGCGAGCUGCGAAUUGGUUGUUUUUGCAGAUGAGGGCAUAUUUGCCAGAAGGUAAAGUGUCACCUAGGUCAAAAAUCACCCGCGCAAUUUAACUUCGCUCCCAAUAUGUGGCGCCAAUUCUACAUUUCGGUAUAAAUUCCAGUUCCACAUUCGCGCUCAGCAAUCAGCAUUCUCUCUCUGCGAAUCGGAAAAAUGCAACGCCAGCAGUCGAUCCUCUCCUUCUUCAAGAAACCCUCGCCCGAAAAGCAGAGCUCCGACGCCGCAACUGCACCAAACGGCCGCCGAGCUUCUCAGCUUCCGGUGACGCAGCAGGAACAAAAGACCUCCGUUUCUAAGCAGACUACGGCGGCUCUUGAAGUUACCGGAACCGACACUCCGCCGGAGAAGGCUCCACGUCAGAUUUUGCCUGUGAAUGUGGAGAGCCUGAAAGAGUCGUCUCCAUUUGCCAACAUCAUGCUUAAAUUUAUGAAGGUCGAUGAUACCCAAAAAGCUCCUCAGAGCCAGAGGAAGCAAUCAAAUGCUGGUUCCUCUAACGGUUGUACAGAGUCUGGUAAGUUUACCGAGCCUCAAGGAUUGUGUGAACAAGCAGUGGCAUCUCAACAUUUUCUAUUUAACAAAAAUGUUACCAAUUCCAAUGAGAAAACUGGUGAAGCUUCUGUUGUGCAUAUUGAUAGUGACAUUGUUGGGCCAGAAACGCCUGGGGCACAGCGUCUGGUUCCCCGAAUGAAACGGAUUCAAGAUGAUAUUCCGAAGUUUGGGGAUAAGUUAGAUGGUCCGUUGCAAAAUUCUAGCAAAAGAGUGAAACUUCUUCAGGAGCCAGCAGUAGCCUUGGACAAGAGUAAUGGAGAAGCAUCUGACAUGGCUAGCAAGUUUGACUGGCUUGACCCGUCCCGAAUCAGAGAUGGAAAUAGAAGGCGGCCUGAUGAUCCUCUCUAUGACAAAACAACACUGUAUAUACCACCUGAUGCUUUGAAGAAGAUGUCAGCAUCGCAAAGACAAUAUUGGGAUGUCAAGUGUCAAUAUAUGGAUGUUGUUCUUUUCUUCAAAGUGGGAAAAUUUUAUGAGCUUUAUGAACUAGAUGCUGAAAUUGGCCAUAAGGAGCUUGAUUGGAAAAUGACCUUAAGUGGUGUAGGGAAAUGUCGUCAGGUUGGUAUCUCUGAAAGUGGGAUUGAUGAUGCUGUCGAAAAGCUGGUUGUGCGUGGCUAUAAAGUUGGAAGGAUAGAGCAGCUGGAGACUUCUGAUCAAGCAAAAGCCAGAGGUGCCAAAGCUGUCAUUCCGAGAAAGCUGGUUCAGGUAGUCACACCAUCAACCACAACUGACGGAAAUAUUGGGCCUGAUGCUGUUCAUCUUCUUGCAUUAAAAGAGGUGAGCUCUGAGGUGCAUAAUGGUUCAGUUGUAUAUGGAUUUGCUUUUGUUGAUUGUGCUGCUUUAAAGUUCUGGAUUGGUGCCAUAAGUGACGAUGCCUCCUGUGCUGCUUUGGGGGCUUUAUUGAUGCAAGUGUCACCUAAAGAAGUUAUAUAUGAAAGUAGAGGGCUGUCAAGAGAAGCUCAAAAAGCCUUAAAAAAGUACUCAACAGGUUCUGCUGCACUGCAACUGACUCCAGUGCAGUCACUCACUGAUUUUUCGGAUGCUUCUGAAGUUAGAAAUGUAAUUCAGUUGAAAGGGUACUUCAAAGGGUCUUCCAAUUCAUGGAAUCAUGGACUUGACAGUGAGAUACACCAUGAAAUCACUUUAUCUGCACUUGGCGUUCUUAUUGGCCAUCUAUCCAGGUUGAUGUUAGAUGAUGCUUUACGAAAUGGAGAUAUAUUACCUUACCAAGUUUAUAGGGGUUGCCUCAAAAUGGAUGGACAGACACUGGUAAAUCUGGAAAUUUUCAGUAAUAAUGCUGAUGGUGGUCCAUCAGGUACACUGUACGCAUAUCUUGAUAACUGUGUAACAUCAUCCGGUAAGCGGCUUUUGAGGAAGUGGCUCUGCCAUCCUCUGAAAUCUGUUGAAGCCAUUAAUAAUAGGCUUGAUGUAGUUGAAGAUCUACUGGUACAUCCAGAAAUGAUACCACUUAUUGCUCAAUAUCUUCGCAAGAUUCCAGACCUAGAAAGGUUACUCGGACGGAUUAGGGCAAGUGUUCAGUCCUCAGCUUCUCUCCUACUCCCGUUGUUUGGCAAAAAAGUAUUGAAACAGAGAGUGAAAGUGUUUGGGACUCUUGUGAAGGGCCUGAGAUCUGGAUUGGAUUUGUUAAAGCUAUUACAGAAUGAAGGGCAUAUCAUUGAACGAUUAUCAAAAGUAUUUAAAGUUCCAAGUCUGAGUGGCAGUGAUGGGCUUGAUCAACAUCUUACCCAAUUUGAAGCUGCUGUAGAUAGUGAAUUCCCAAAUUACCAGAAUAACGAGGCAACUGAUUCACAUGCCGAAACACUCUCCAUCCUGAUUGAACUAUUUAUCGAGAAAGUAAAAGAAUGGUCUGAUGCCAUACAUGCCAUCAACUGUAUUGAUAUACUAAGAUCUUUUGCUGUUACUGCAAGUUUCCCAUCUGGGACCAUGUCCAGACCUGUUAUUUUGCCUCAAUCAGAAGAUAUGACUUUGAAUGGAGAGAACCAAAGUCCUACACUUGCUACUAAAGGACUAUGGCAUCCAUUUGCUCUUGGGGAAAAUGGAGGACUGCCUGUCCCAAAUGACAUGGUCCUAGGUGAGGGUACAGAUGGCCAUCAUCCACGCACUUUACUACUGACUGGGCCAAAUAUGGGUGGAAAAUCAACUAUUCUUCGCGCCACAUGUCUUGCUGUUAUACUAGCCCAGCUGGGUUGUUACGUGCCUUGUGAGACAUGUGUUCUCUCACUUGUAGAUGUCAUCUUCACACGGCUUGGUGCCACUGAUCGUAUCAUGACUGGCGAGAGUACGUUCUUUGUGGAAUGCACAGAAACAGCAUCAGUUCUUCAACAUGCCACUCAAGAUUCUUUGGUUAUUCUUGAUGAAUUGGGUCGUGGAACGAGCACUUUUGAUGGAUACGCAAUUGCAUAUGCUGUCUUUCGCCAUCUUGUCGAGAAGAUUAACUGCAGAUUAUUGUUUGCGACUCACUAUCACCCGCUGACCAAGGAAUUCGCUUCUCAUCCACACGUUACAUUACAACACAUGGCAUGUUCUUUCAAGUCAAAAUCUGCAUGCCCUUCGAAAGGUGACCAAGAGCUGGUAUUUCUCUAUCGCCUUACCAAUGGGGCAUGCCCAGAGAGUUACGGACUGCAAGUAGCAAUGAUGGCUGGGAUCCCAGAGCAGGUGGUCGAAGCUGCUUCAAAGGCCGGCCAAGUAAUGAAGAAAUCCAUUGGGCAAAGUUUCAAGACCAGCGAACAGAGAUCAGAGUUUUCUACUCUCCACGAGAGCUGGCUGAAGACCCUGCUAGCUGCCACGCUGACCGGUAAUUACAAUGACGAAGAUUGUUUUGAUGUGCUGUUUUGUUUGCAGCACGAACUUAAGAGCUCGUAUCGAUCGGGCAACUGACAAAGGGCACGAGAUUUCUAUAGAUAGCAGCGUGAAAACUUUGAGUUUUGAUGCCUCUCUGACUGUUGUAACUUCGUAUUUUACUAAACUGCAUCCGGAAAUGUUUCCCCUUAACGGAAAGGAAGAAAAGGAGGAGAUAAUUGUGGUGGAAAUCAUCAAUUAUCAAAAGGGGUGUGAUAUCCACACAUCUUAUUUUA
Molecule: messenger RNA, 3703 nt
Organism: Pyrus x bretschneideri (Chinese white pear)
Lineage: Eukaryota; Viridiplantae; Streptophyta; Magnoliopsida; Rosales; Rosaceae
Product: DNA mismatch repair protein MSH7
Exons: 17
Coding region: 213-3506 (1097 amino acids)
Biological process (GO): mismatch repair
Cellular component (GO): MutSalpha complex; nucleus
Molecular function (GO): mismatched DNA binding; ATP-dependent DNA damage sensor activity; ATP binding
Source: RefSeq, a predicted model, not a curated record